AUGACUCGUUCCUUCUGCUUGCCUGUGAGGCAGGCCAUAAUAGGAUUACACAUCCUCUGCUUGCGCCAGGGUAGAGCACACAACGGGAAGCAUUGGCCCUUAAGGUUCACCUAUUCAGCCACUCUUUGGGUCUAUUUCUUCAUCUCGUCCGAAUUCAUCAAACUUGUAUCGCUCUGCUGCCAGGCCAGCGGUCGUGCUGCCUUUUUAAUCGAUUGCAUAUUGCCAACUCGUUCGUUCUACCUUCCUUUGCCCAAUUGUUACGCAAUGUUCUGGGCCAGUGAUUGGUUGCCUCCAUUAAGCCGGGCUCCUUCUAUCAUAGCCUUAAUAUACGCCGAAAAGAAUGCAGCCCACAAAGGGAUACGAAUUUCACUCCAGCUAAGCCUCAAGUCAGAGUCUAGCCUGGAUUCUGACCUGGGCUCAGACGCUGAUUGCUGUUGUUGCUGUCCUUGCUGUUGUUGA
Protopolystoma xenopodis is the source of this 459-nucleotide messenger RNA. The record is from the annotation of a GenBank genome assembly. NCBI's taxonomy places the organism in Eukaryota, Metazoa, Platyhelminthes, Monogenea, Polystomatidea, Polystomatidae.